Molecule: messenger RNA, 1737 nt
Organism: Sphenostylis stenocarpa
Lineage: Eukaryota; Viridiplantae; Streptophyta; Magnoliopsida; Fabales; Fabaceae
Source: the annotation of a GenBank genome assembly
AUGUGUGGUAUUGUUCAAGAAGACUACUAUAGUAUGCUUGCCUCCUCUAUAGAUUAUCUACAUGAUGAACCAGUUACCCUUUGGGUGAACAAAUUGGGUCCUUAUAACAAUCCACAAGAAACGUACAACUAUUACAGCCUCCCAUUUUGUCAUCCAUUAAGUAGUGCUAGUGCUGCACACAAAUGGGGUGGUCUUGGUGAGGUCCUGGGUGGCAAUGAACUCAUUGAUAGCCAAAUUGAUAUAAAGUUCCAAAAAAAUGUGGAUAAGACUGUCUUUUGCCAGAUAGAUCUUGAUGAAGCAAAGGUGAAACAGUUCAAGGAUGCAAUAGAGAAUAAUUACUGGUUUGAAUUUUUCAUCGAUGAUCUACCAUUGUGGGGAUAUGUUGGUGAGCUACAUCCUGAUAAGAAUGGUGGGGGCAAGCAUGUCCUUUACACACACAAAAACAUUAUUGUUAAAUACAACAAUGAUCAGAUUAUUCACGUCAAUCUAACUCAGGAUAUCCCAAAGCCUUUGGAAGUAGGAAAACAUUUGGAUAUGACAUAUUCUGUAAAAUGGGAUUCUACCAAUGUCACUUUUGGGAGCCGCUUUGAUGUCUACCUGGACCAUCCUUUCUUUGAGCAUCAGAUUCAUUGGUUCUCCAUUUUUAACUCCUUCAUGAUGGUUAUCUUCCUUACUGGAUUGGUGUCAAUGAUAUUGAUGCGAACUCUGAGAAAUGACUAUGCAAAAUAUGCUCGGGAAGAUGAUGAUUUGGAAAGUCUGGAGAGAGAUGUUAGUGAAGAAUCUGGCUGGAAACUUGUGCAUGGUGAUGUUUUUCGGCCUCCUCGCAACUUAGUUAUUCUUUCAGCUGUGGUUGGCACAGGUGCUCAGCUAGCGUUGCUGGUUCUUCUUGUCAUCUUGUUGGCUAUUGUUGGGAUGUUGUAUGUUGGGCGAGGAGCAAUUGUCACUACCUUCAUUGUGUGUUAUGCUCUUACAUCCUUUAUUUCUGGUUAUGUGAGUGGGGGAAUGUACUCACGGAAUGGCGGUAAAAACUGGAUUAAAUCCAUGAUCCUUACAGCUUCUCUAUUCCCAUUCAUGUGCUUUGGAAUUGGAUUUAUCUUAAACACUAUCGCUAUAUUCUAUGGGUCUCUAGCAGCAAUUCCAUUUGGCACAAUAGUGGUUGUAUUUGUCAUUUGGGCUUUCAUCUCUUUCCCUCUAGCACUUCUUGGCACAGUUGUUGGAAGAAACUGGAGCGGUGCUCUGAAUAAUCCCUGUCGUGUAAAGACUAUUCCUCGUCCCAUUCCUGAAAAGAAGUGGUACCUCACACCCUCUGUGGUUUCUCUGAUGGGAGGACUACUACCCUUUGGAAGCAUAUUUAUUGAAAUGUAUUUUGUAUUCACUUCCUUCUGGAAUUACAAGGUGUACUAUGUAUAUGGCUUUAUGCUGCUAGUCUUUCUGAUUCUUAUCAUCGUUACUGUUUGUGUGACAAUUGUGGGGACAUACUUUUUGUUAAAUGCUGAGAACUACCACUGGCAAUGGACUUCUUUCUUUUCAGCUGCCUCAACAGCUGUUUAUGUGUAUUUGUACUCAAUAUACUACUACUAUGUGAAGACAAAGAUGUCAGGCUUCUUCCAGACCAGCUUCUAUUUUGGUUACACUUUGAUGUUUUCUCUUGGACUAGGAAUUCUAUGCGGAGCUGUGGGUUUUCUUGGUUCCAAUUUGUUUGUCAGGAGGAUCUACAGAAAUAUCAAGUGCGAUUAA